Molecule: messenger RNA, 2895 nt
Organism: Phoenix dactylifera (date palm)
Lineage: Eukaryota; Viridiplantae; Streptophyta; Magnoliopsida; Arecales; Arecaceae
Source: RefSeq, a predicted model, not a curated record
AAUCUUCCCCUCCCCUCCUCCUUCUUUCUCCUAUUUAUAUUUUUCAGUCCCUCCUCUUUCUCAUCCCAGCCCCUCCUCCUCCGCGCUCUCUCUCUCUCUCUCUCUCUGUCUCUGUCUCCGUCUCUCUCCUGCGGAGAGCUUAUAGGUAGGUUUUUUAACGAAGGAACCCAAAUCCUAUUGGAGUCCGCUUGUCCGGCGGCUACGGCGGAGGAGAGGAGAGAGUUGAUGGGAGGACUGGGAUCAAAAUUGUGAGCAUCGGAGGGAUCGCAAUGCGAGCCAGGGAGAUGCACCCGCUCUGCUGCAUCGCUCUCGACUGCCCCGGCGCCGGCGGUGACCGCUCACCGGAGACACCGCCGGUGGGAUCGGACGGCAAUGCCGGGGGUGGCGCGGUGGCGGCGGAUGUCAGCGUCGCGGGUUUGCUCUACAAGUGGACGAAUUACGGCAAGGGGUGGCGGUCGCGCUGGUUUUCCCUGCGGAACGGUGUCCUUUCCUACUCCAAGAUCCGCGGCCGUGAAAGCCUUCCCCCACCGGUGCCCGCCGACGUCCGCCUCAUCGGCGACGCCUCCGCCCGCUUCUCCCUGGCCGAUCCCGCCGGCCGCCAGCACCAGCACCAGAAGCCCGUCGGCGUCGUCUAUCUCAAGAUCUCAUCAUUUCGUGAGAGCAAGUCCGAUGAUAGACGAUUCUACAUAUUUUCUCCUACAAAGACACUUCAUUUGAGAACUGGUUCAAAGAAAGAUCGUGUGGCAUGGAUUGAGGCUUUGGUCUCAGCAAGAAGUGUAUAUUCCCUGAGAUCAUUGAGUGAAAAGAUUUCAUUUACCCCCAAUGACAUAUCCUUUUCAACUGCAAGGCUUAGAGAUCGUAUGCAUGUGGAGGGCCUCAGCGAGGAACUUAUAAAGGACUGUGAGAAGAUCAUGCUGUCAGAAUUUUCAGAGUAUCAAAAGCAAUUAAGGCUUCGAUACGAAGAACGUUUAAACUUGUUUGGAACAUUUCAGCCACAGUUCGAGGAAGUUAAUGUGGAAGAUGAACCAACAAUCCAUGGGCGCCAAUUGAAGUUAAUGGAAACUGAAUUUUCUAGCUCCGGACAUGGAAAAUACAGUGAGUACAGUACAACGGAAUCAUCUGAGGAUGUGGAAAAGCAAGAAGAAUUUGAUGAGUUGUCAGAUGAAGAUGAGCCUUCCUUUUUUGAUACAAAGGAGUGUUUUAGUGACUCAUUUGAUACCUGUGCUUCUGUGACAAGGGAUACAAACCAUACAAGUCAGAAUUGCAGAAGUGAUAAUAGCACAGGUGAUGCGGAGAUGAUGCAUGCUGAAAUAGAACAUAAUGUUCAUCAUGCAUUUCCUCAUGUUGAAAGAAGGAAGAAAUUGCCAGAACCUAUUGAGAAGGAGAAAGGCGUUAGCCUUUGGUCAAUGAUUAAAGAUAAUGUUGGAAAGGAUCUGACACGAGUAUGUCUGCCAGUUUACUUUAAUGAGCCGUUAUCAUCCCUUCAGAAGUGUUUUGAGGACCUGGAAUAUUCAUAUCUCUUGGAUCAAGCUUAUGAAUAUGGGAAGAUGGGGAACACUCUCAUGAGAAUUCUGAAAGUAGCUGCCUUUGCUGUCUCUGGAUAUGCUUCUUCUGAUGGCCGACUUUGCAAACCGUUCAAUCCUUUGUUAGGAGAAACAUAUGAAGCUGAGUGUCCUGAGAAGGGGGUUCGUUUCUUCUCAGAGAAGGUCAGUCACCACCCCAUGCUAAUUGCCUGCCACUGUGAAGGCAAAGGUUGGAAGUUUUGGGGUGACAGCAAUCUCAGGUCAAAAUUUUGGGGGCGAUCUAUUCAACUAGAUCCAGUUGGCAUUUUGACCCUGGAAUUUGAUGAUGGUGAAAUAUUUCAAUGGAGUAAGGUUACAACCACUAUUUACAACCUCAUCCUUGGUAAAGUAUACUGCGAUCAUCAUGGAACUAUGAAUAUACGAGGCAACCGCCAAUAUUCUUGUAAGCUCAAGUUUAAAGAGCAGUCUCUCCUUGACCGCAAUCCUCGUCAAGUGCAAGGCUUUGUUGAGGAUGUCAUGGGAACUAAAGUAGCCACCUUAAUGGGAAGAUGGGAUGACAGCAUGUACUAUGCCAAAGGAGAUCAUAUUUCCAAGAUUAAGGGUUCUAAUCUAACACAGAGUGCUUCCUUGCUAUGGAAAAGGAACAAGCCUCCUACUAAUCCCACUCGAUACAACUUGUCAUCAUUUGCGAUUACACUAAACGAGCUAACUUCUGAACUGCAGAUUAAGGAGAAGCUUCCACCUACGGACUCAAGACUUCGUCCAGACCAGCGGCAUCUAGAGAAUGGGGAAUAUGAGAAGGCAAAUACAGAGAAGCAACGGUUGGAGAAAAGGCAGCGAAUGUCAAGGAAAUUGCAAGAGAAUGGUUGGAAGCCAAGAUGGUUCCAAAGAGACUGUGAACAUGAUACAUAUCGUUAUAUUGGUGGGUACUGGGAAGCAAGAGAAGAAAAGAAGUGGGAUGGAUGCCUGAAUAUAUUUGGCGAAAUUUUGGAGGAUACAAAUUUUUCUUCCUGCAAAUAAGAACACCGAACACUCAAUGAGAUCCAUUAGGGGCAAUGCUUUCAACAGUCGGUCUGUUAACAACGAAAUUUUAGUCCUUUACCUUAGACAAGGCGAAGUCCAAUCUAGGUAAAUUUUGCUAGCAAUAGCAUGGCUAUGAAAAUAUGCAGAUUACGUUAUGUGAUGAUGAUAACAGUCAUCCCAAUUUUUUCCCCAUCCAAAUGUUAUUAUUUGAUGUACGUUUUCCAUUGUUUCAUCUACAAUGUCAUAUUUUAACUGCCAACUAUUUUGUAUGACAUUUUUUUCCGAUGUGAUCUGGACUUUUAAACAAGGAUUACCAUUAUAAUGUAUAUUUACUUGAUCUCUGCCCAAA